CCGUGUCCCCGCCUGCAGAGUCAGUGUGCGGUUUGGGAGAAAAUGUGUCGGAUAUUUUGGGGCGGUCACGUGGGCGGGCGGGCUCCGAGAGGCCCCGGGACAGUCCCAGCCUAGAGCCGGUGUCCCCCCCAAAAGCCCCCCAUUACUGCGAGCCUCUGACACUGCGACGCUCCAAUCCCGCGACCGCCGGACGCCGGGACCUCGGGGCUCCGCGGCCUCCCUUCCUCCUCCCUUCCCCUCCAGCAAUUACAGCCUGGUCCCCUCAACUUGACCCAGUAUGUAGGAGGGAACCUCUGCAGGUGGCCAGAGGGACUCUCGGAGACCCAGUGGGCAGGCCACGAAGGGCGGGCACGGAGGCUCCCAGGCCUUUUAGGCAGUGGGCAUGGGCGGGGGCUGUGGCUGAAGACCUCCCCCGCCCACUGCAGACCCCAAGGGAUUCAGCCUCCCACACUGCAGCUGCCAUGGCCACCAAUAAGGAGCGACUCUUUGCCACUGGUGCCCUGGGGCCUGGAUCUGGCUACCCAGGGGCUGGCUUCCCCUUCGCCUUCCCAGGGGCACUCAGAGGGUCUCCACCAUUCGAGAUGCUGAGCCCUAGUUUCCGGGGCCUGGGCCAGCCUGACCUUCCCAAGGAGAUGGCCUCUCUGUCGGUGGAGACACAGAGCACUAGCUCUGAGGAGAUGGUGCCCAGCUCACCCUCACCCCCUCCACCUCCUCGGGUCUACAAGCCAUGCUUCGUGUGCAAUGACAAGUCCUCUGGCUACCACUAUGGGGUCAGCUCUUGUGAAGGCUGCAAGGGCUUCUUCCGACGCAGCAUUCAGAAGAACAUGGUGUACACAUGUCACCGAGACAAGAACUGUAUCAUCAAUAAGGUGACCCGGAAUCGCUGCCAGUACUGUCGGCUACAGAAGUGCUUUGAAGUGGGCAUGUCCAAGGAAGCUGUGCGGAAUGACCGGAACAAGAAAAAGAAAGAGGUGAAGGAAGAAGGGUCGCUUGACAGCUAUGAGCUGAGUCCCCAGUUAGAAGAACUCAUCACCAAGGUCAGCAAAGCCCAUCAGGAGACCUUCCCCUCGCUCUGCCAGCUGGGCAAGUACACCACGAACUCCAGUGCGGACCACCGGGUGCAGUUGGAUCUGGGGCUGUGGGACAAGUUCAGUGAACUGGCCACCAAGUGCAUCAUCAAGAUUGUGGAAUUUGCCAAGCGGCUACCCGGCUUUACAGGGCUCAGCAUUGCUGACCAAAUCACUCUGCUCAAGGCUGCCUGCCUGGACAUCCUGAUGCUUCGGAUCUGCACAAGGUACACCCCAGAGCAGGACACCAUGACCUUCUCUGAUGGGCUGACCCUGAACCGGACUCAGAUGCACAACGCUGGCUUUGGACCCCUCACAGACCUCGUCUUUGCCUUUGCUGGGCAGCUCCUGCCACUGGAGAUGGAUGACACUGAGACAGGGCUGCUCAGUGCCAUCUGCCUCAUCUGCGGAGACCGCAUGGAUCUGGAGGAACCUGAAAAAGUGGACAAACUACAGGAGCCACUGCUGGAAGCCCUGAGGCUAUAUGCCCGCCGGCGGCGGCCCAGUCAGCCCUACAUGUUCCCGAGGAUGCUCAUGAAGAUCACCGACCUCCGGGGCAUCAGCACCAAGGGAGCAGAAAGGGCCAUCACCCUGAAAAUGGAGAUUCCAGGCCCGAUGCCUCCCCUGAUUCGAGAGAUGCUGGAAAAUCCUGAAAUGUUUGAAGAUGACUCACCACAGACUGGUCCCCACCCUAAGGCCUCUAGCAAGGAUGAUGUUCCAGGGGGCCAGGGCAAAGGGGGCCGUAACCCCCAGCCUGGCCAGGGCCCCUGACUUCCCCACCACGGGGGUUGGGGCUCCAGGCAGCAGACUGACCAUCUCCCAGACACUGCCCAUGACUGGGGGAGGACCUGCUCUGCCCUCUGCCCAACCCUUCCAAUGAGCUCCUUGUUUUUGCCAAAGUUUCCGGGGGUGCCUCUGUGUUCGUCCCCUUCCUGCUCUAACUGGCUCCCUUUCCAGUCUUGGGGGUCUGCCCUGCUCCCUCCAGGAGAGAGGACAGAGGGGCAAGCCUAGGUUUGGACUCUAAAAUCUCAGUACUGCCCCUCAGACUCCAGGGUCCCAGGCUCCCCAGGGCAGGAGGAAGACCCUGCCAUUCUACAGCCCCUUCCUCUGCCAGGUGCUUAGGCUUCUGGGAGCAAACAGGAACACUAGAGACCAAAAGGAGGGUGUAGGGGGAGGGCUGAGCCCACCCUCUAGCCCCUGCCCUUGGUGCCUAAUGCUGCGUAAUGCACCUGCCAGGUGCAUGCUACCCUUGUGCCCCAUCCUGUGCCAGGUCAGGGUGGGGCAGGCUGGGCCCUGCAUUUCUGGGGGGGGGGACCAGAGGGUGAAGGCCACAGAUGCAGGCCCAUUCUGCACCUCUUUGCUUGGGCCCAGAGUUUACCUUGUGCCCUCCAUUAUAAGCCCCUCCCCAACCCUGUCAUGUGCCUUGGGCUCCCCCUGCCCCUCAUCUCAGCCAUGGGGCAGGGACCCUCCUACACUACAGAGGGACCAGGGGACCCCUUUCCCCCUAGUGCCUUUCCCCCUGACCCACCAGAGCAGCUUGGCCCAGGGAGAGGGGGGGUGGGUGCUGCUUAGCUGAUCCUGCCCUGACCCAGAGGAAGCCUCUAUUUAUUUAUUAGCUUUUGUUUACACCCUGGAAUUGACCCCUUCCUCUAGGGGUCUUGGGAGGGGAAGCCCAGGGCCCCUGUGACCCCCUCCCUUCUUCCUCCAAUUCCCAGUUUGUAUUUAGCUGCCAAAUAAGAUUCCCACUGGCUCCCCUUUUUCUCUGGGGGGUCAGGGUGCUGUCCCCUCCCCUCUGUUUACAUCUCCCCUCCACCCCGCUGUAUCGCAUAUUGCUGAGUUUUCUAUUUUUGCAAAAUAAAGUGAUGGAAACUCA
Phyllostomus discolor (pale spear-nosed bat) is the source of this 2940-nucleotide messenger RNA. RefSeq names its product retinoic acid receptor gamma (gene RARG). Gene Ontology annotation, cellular component: nucleus; transcription regulator complex. The transcript has 10 exons. NCBI's taxonomy places the organism in Eukaryota, Metazoa, Chordata, Mammalia, Chiroptera, Phyllostomidae. Gene Ontology annotation, biological process: retinoic acid receptor signaling pathway; cellular response to corticotropin-releasing hormone stimulus; regulation of transcription by RNA polymerase II. Bases 462 to 1838 code for a protein of 458 amino acids. The record is from RefSeq and is a predicted model, not a curated record. Gene Ontology annotation, molecular function: RNA polymerase II cis-regulatory region sequence-specific DNA binding; nuclear glucocorticoid receptor binding; nuclear receptor activity.